Messenger RNA from Diaporthe citri, 603 nucleotides. RefSeq lists its product as uncharacterized. Lineage: Eukaryota; Fungi; Ascomycota; Sordariomycetes; Diaporthales; Diaporthaceae. The transcript has 2 exons. The record is from RefSeq and is a predicted model, not a curated record. Gene Ontology annotation, cellular component: membrane. The coding region runs from base 1 to 603 and encodes 200 amino acids.
AUGGCCCUCCCACCCAUUGUCUCGGCCACCGCCCAGAGCGCAGUGCUGAGCGCAACAUCAAACAUCCUGGCCCAGGCCAUCACAGCCUACCGGAGGCAAGACUUCCUCGAGUCCACCUUCCCAGCCACAAAGACCGUCCCAUCGUCGGAGGCCAUCAGAUCAGCAUCCGGCUCCAAUGACAAGGAGCUCGACCGGGAGGCCCGCGAGGGCAAGCUCGUCGAGACCAAGCUUGAUGUGUCCAACACCAUCAUCAAGUUCAUCCUCGACCAGACCAUCGGCGCCGCAUUCAAUACCGUGAUGUUCAGCUGCUUCCUCCACAGCAUCAAGCAGGCUAUGGCUCACAGGGCCCUCGCCACUGACGCGUCAGACAUCGCGUUCUUGACCAGCGGGAAGGCCAUCGACUACAGCCAGGUCGACUGGCGGCUGGUGCUCGAGCAGGCAAAGGUAGAGUUCUACCCGAUCAUGAAGGCCGGGCUAAGCCUCUGGCCCAUGGUGAGCUUGUUCAACUUUGUUGUUGUGAAGAGUAUCGAGGGGAGGAACCUGGUUGGUUCACUGGCCGGUGUUGUCUGGGGAGUCUACAUGAGCCUGGUUGCGGCGGGUUAA